AUGACUCCACGACUCUCAGCGUCUAUCUCUGGGGUUCCAGCCAAGAUGCUUGCUGUGUUCCCAUUUCUCACAGUCGCAGCGGCUUACAUAGUUAUGGUCCGGUGUCUCUACGGGAAUGGCCUGGUCCCAAAGUUACACACAGUAUGUGGCGCAUCAGUAGAGGGGGAAUCGUUCCCAACGCGCAUUGCAUACACCAAUAUUCCCGCUCUCGACCUCAACAUCUGCACCAUCGUUACGUUUUAUCAUGGCUUGAUGAACACAACCUACCGACCGCUUCUGAUCCUUAUGUGCACCACGCUUUCCGCAAUCGCCAUCAUCCCUUUCGCAGAAGCCACUCGCGAAUAUCACUCUAAGCCGCUCAAGAUGCCUGCGACUAUUUGCAUGAUUUUCCAGCUCUGCAGCUGUGCGGUGGUCAUGCCGAUUUAUUGGUUUGCCUUUGCGCUUACUGGUGGCACGACCCGUCGCAGCGACAGAAUCACUCAAGGGAACGCAGAAGCACUUUUAUUUGCCCUUGUUGUUGGCUAUGCUAUCCCUACCGUUUGCAUGGUGGUUUUUGAAGACCCGGUGGUGACUGCGAUAUGGCAGUUCUUCCCAUUGUUCAUGAAAAGCGCCCAGUGGGCACACUCCAAAAUCCGACCGCCUUCGCAUCACACUGGAUCGGGAUACGGCACUGUUCAAGCCAUGUACAUGCUUGUAUACGUCAGUUCUGCUUAUUUGCACGUUGCGCACGUCUGGCCUCUCUUCAACGAUCCGGCGCUCGUCCAAAUGCUUAUAGUACCCCCUACGGCACCUUUGGAUCCAUCAGCAAUUUCUGUUGCUGAAGGUGUGGCAGCGUUCCUGAAGUGGGAUAUGGCAUUCGCAGCGGGCUCGACUAUUUUGAUGACACUGUGGUUCGCCAGAAGUCUAACAAGCUUUACGGUGCUAAUCCUGUGGCAUGUGUCGGCUACUUUCAUAGUGGGGCCUGCGGCUGCAAUCGCCGGAGUGAUGAUGUGGAGAGAAGCGACAAUAGAUGCACAGGCCAUUUCCAAGGCAGAGAAAGCUCAAUGA
Suillus subaureus is the source of this 1047-nucleotide messenger RNA. RefSeq lists its product as uncharacterized. The transcript has 2 exons. NCBI's taxonomy places the organism in Eukaryota, Fungi, Basidiomycota, Agaricomycetes, Boletales, Suillaceae. The record is from RefSeq and is a predicted model, not a curated record. Bases 1 to 1047 code for a protein of 348 amino acids.